Symbiodinium sp. CCMP2592 is the source of this 2076-nucleotide messenger RNA. NCBI's taxonomy places the organism in Eukaryota, Dinophyceae, Suessiales, Symbiodiniaceae. The record is from the annotation of a GenBank genome assembly.
AUGGAGGUAACUGGCAAGAGUUUGGUGCUGGGACUCUAUAGCCACGGCAACUUCUCAGGCUGCACGAUAGGUACCAAGAACAACUUGAUAUCGUUCGCGCCAGACAGGUUGCACUUUUCGGAGAAGUUCACGGGCGAGAGAUGGUCGAUUGUGGCCUAUACCAGUCGUUCCGUUGUUCAGGCUACGGACUCCGACAAGGCCUCUGACAACGAGGCAACAGUCGCUGUGCACGAUGAUCGCGAGCCUCAGCCAAGCUGGAUCUACGAGCCGAUGUACAAGGCGUACCCGACCAUUGUGGAUGAGACGACUCCGGCGAACUCUGAGAAGAUGAACCCGGAGCACCCCCUCGGCAUGAACGACAGCUCUGAGGACGGUGACGAUGGGACGCGCGAGGCAAGUAGAGCGGCUCGACAGGCCAAGAAGAAGGAGCUCCCCUGGCGCUCCAUGUCGCCCGAGGAAAUUCCUGCUUUCCGUGAGGCUCUGCGGGCCGAAUGGUCCGAGUGUGCCUGUUUGGACGGACACGUCAAAAAUCCCGUCCCACUUGAUCCUCAAGAGCAGAGUUUGCUACCGUUGGAAACCGAAGUCGGACGGCUCCUACAAGGCCAAAGCGAGGAUAGUUGUCGCGGGCUUUCGCGACCCACACUUGCCGCUUCUGACAAGAGAUGCGCCUGUCCUCUCCCGAGCUGGUUUUGCGUGCAUCUUACAGUGGGCCACGAGCCAUCGGGUCCCGACUCUGGAACGGAGAUUGCAAGUCGGCCUUCCUUCAGGGCAAACCUGAUACUGAGAGACCCGAGCCGAUCUUUAUGCGGCCUCCGACCGAUACCGGUCUACGGACAGUCGAAUGCUCCUCGUCGUUGGUACCUGCAUGUGGCCGACAAGCUUCAGGCCCUGGGGUGGAUGCGACACACCUUGGACCCGUGUCUGUGGAUGAAGCUGAGCCCGGACGGCUCGACGAUUUGCUCGGUCCUCGGUCUCCAUGUUGACGAUGUGAUAUUAGCUGCUCUGGAAGGUUCUGAAUCCAACCUUCAUGAAGUUGAAGGCGCCUUCGAGUGGGGAGGACCGUGGGAACACACUGAGUUCACCUUCAUCGGCCGCCGCAUCAAGCAGCACUCCGAUUGGUCAUUGUCCGUCGACCAAGAGAGCUACGUUGCUGAAGUGCCUCCCACCAAAGUGAAGCUGGACCCCGCAACGAGCUUGGCAGCGCAUGCCGACCUCCUCACCGAGUACCGUUCAGGCAUCGGCUCGCUGCAGUGGUUGGCUUCGACUACCAGGCCAGACGUGGCCGCCGACGUGAGCCUCAUCCAGAGGGCAGUGAGCGACCUCACCGUCAGCGACCUCCUUGAGAUCAAUGCGGUUUUGCGCUACAUCCGAGCCACGAACGACUCCGGCUACAAGGUGACGUCCAUCCCGCUCGAGGAGCUGGUCUUCGUUGCCUACGCGGACUCCGGGUUUGGGAACGCUCCGAACAACCGCUCUCAAGGAGGACUUCUGGUGGUGGCCACGGACAAGCAGGUGUUAUCAGAGUCUCGACCUGAUUCGAUCCUCGAGUGGAAGUCUUUCCGUCAUCAGCGAGUACUCCGCUCGACUUUAGCUGCCGAGGCAGCUUCACUUGACCGAUCGGUGGACCACGCCUACUUCCUGGCGUCUAUGUUCAGCGAGCUCACCGACGGCAACUACAAGGCGACGAUGCAAGAGCGACCCCUCUAUGAGGUGCUUCCUGUUACGGAUGCUCGCUCGCUGUGGGAUGCUGUACAUCGCUUGAGCACUAACUUCCAGGAGAAGAGGGUCGAGAUCGAUGUGGCCGGACUUCGUCAGUCUUGCAGGAACCUACGUUGGGUACCAACCGAAGAACAGAAAGCGGAUGCCCUCACUAAACGAAGCAGACCGCUACGGGACAGCUUUCGCAUGUUCAUGGCCAACCCUGUAGGUGACUCUUGUGCAGAGCAGAAGUCCGAACGAUCCUCCCCCAGCUCAAGCCAACGAAGCAUGGCGAUAGCUGAAGGAUGCGUCAGCCAAAUGAAAUUGGAGGAGUGUCAACCGAACGCUCUGUGUGCAGUUGGCCAGACGCAUCUGUGA